UUCACGGGGCCGAAACGCCCUUCUCCACUCGCAUUGUUGGCACGCACUUGUGAGAGCAUCAGUCAAGAGCUGCUUCAGCAUCCCGUCAACAUCAGCUGUUUCGCCGCCACCGCCGCCACCCACAUUCCUCCCGACGCCAGCACUUCUGGCCGAAGUCCAGCUUCACAACCAAAAGUGCCUUGGUUGCGUUGCUGCCGGCCGAGUUCCGGCUGUCGGGACGGCGAAUCGCGACCGACCGGCGCCAGUGGUCUCAGCACGAGUUGUGAACCCGUCGAGGCGAGACCCGCCAACUCGGCCUCGGGCUCGGGACUCGAAAGUCCUCGUGCCAGACCUGCCGUGAAGUCCGGCUCAGUAAGGACAAAGCAGCAGAUCAAGGCAGCUGAUGCCGCCGGCGAAACUGGGCCCAAACGUAUCCUUCGUCUACAGAAGAGCCCAACCCGACAGACCGACAAGAUUGGCCUCAUUCACCUGACUUCUGGCGCCAGACGUAGUCGCGACAAGAGCUCUGCUUCGCGGCACUCGGUCAAUUCGGAUCAAACCUUUCAGAGCUUAAGUCAUAAACGAAGAUCCGAAGCGAUUGACCUCGUCUCGGCUCUGACGCCCCUGGGCCGGAAUUCGCUGGCUGUAUCCGUCAACACUGGGAGCCAAGAGGUCGAACCCUCAGAGGAGGAAUCAAUUUCUCUGUCUUCAGGUGACCUGUCCUCGUCCUCAUUCUCUUCUUCUUCUUCUUCUUCUUCUUCUUCGUCGUCGUCUUCUUCAUCCUCUUCCGGCCAGUUUUCCUGCCCUCCCACCUCAAACUCGCUGCAGGCCUUGACCCGUCUCUCCCUUUCCCUCAUCCCAACCGGUCCCAGAAGCGGACCAGCCUCACUUCCGGUCGACAAUCCCUUUUACAGACCCAAGCUCAAUUCGAGUCUCCUCUCGCGAGAUAGGCCGGGCCAAAGUUGCAAGCGCCUGAGAAUCGGCCUCGAGGGCUCUUUACGAGCCGAUGCUGGUGGGACCGAUUCCGACUCUGAGGGUCAUGUCGGUUCGGAGAGUGGCACAACUUUGACCGCCGGCCUCACGUCUUCUUUGCAACGGCCUCAUCAGCAGCGCAGCCCUUGUCUCGACAACACGCCAGACUCCGAGAGUUUUCCCUUUCUAUUCUCUCCUCCGAGGCCGAACGUCAGCCCCGUCUGUCUGUCCAGGCGUCAAACCGCUGCCUUCACGCCUCCUUUGCCCACUCCUAGAACUCCGUCUCCACGUCGGGCAAGAGUGGCGCCUUCGGAGAAGAGUGUUGAAACCACUUCGUUCCGUCGAAAGUCCUCUCAUCACCCUCACGAGCUCGACCCGCGCCAGCAAACUUCAGCCCCGGACCAACUGGCCUGCUUUAUGUCGCGCCUCGAGACUGAAAAGCCCGAUCUCAGCCUUCAGACGACCGCCGCCCAGACGGGCUGUUCACUGUCGGCGCUGAACGGCGUGAAGCUGGACGAUGGUCUUGUGCUUGCGCUUGCCAGUGCCAUUGUGGAUCAUUAUUCCAAACGGGUCCAGACGGCCACAGAGCUCGUUGAAAGCGAUAAAGGUAGCCCGGAGUCUCGACAAAAUGGCCUUUUGCAAAGCGAAAGCCUUCAUUCCGUGGCGACCAUCAUGGACGAAGAGGUCUCGACGUCGAGACAAAUGAGGGAGGUUCCUCGGUCUGGUCAUCUUUGGCCGGCGCACUGGCUUGACGUGAGUCUGGACCAGUUCCACCAGCCUCCAGAGGUCUCCAAGUCGCCGAUGGAAACUGCGAUCGAGACUGAGCCCGACUCGGCGCUCAAUCUCAGCGGCCAGCAGCCGACGGCGUCGAGGCAGGAGGAGACCUCGUUACUCGAAUCGUCUGCCCAGAAUUGGUCGUCCAGAGUGUCAGACUCCUUCUGGACCCGAUGGUGGCUGUCCCAGUGGCCAUGGCCGACGGGCUGUCUGCUACCAUGCGUCUCUAUGCUGCCCGGCGUGUCGACCGUCGAGUCGCAGACUGCGUCGGCCACUCUCUCCUGCCGGCGCCAGGAUCUGCACAGACAGUCGCCGGUCUCGCCAGUCUCGUCGGCCUCGUCGGUCUCCUCGAUGCUCACCAACGCUAUCACUGGCCUCGCGAGUCUGCCCUGCCUCGAUCAGCCAUCUUGGCUCCAGCUCUGGCAUACGCAGAUGCAGCAAUAA
This is a messenger RNA of Protopolystoma xenopodis, 2169 nucleotides long. NCBI's taxonomy places the organism in Eukaryota, Metazoa, Platyhelminthes, Monogenea, Polystomatidea, Polystomatidae. The record is from the annotation of a GenBank genome assembly.